This is a messenger RNA of Penicillium subrubescens, 2021 nucleotides long. RefSeq lists its product as uncharacterized. The record is from RefSeq and is a predicted model, not a curated record. The coding region runs from base 72 to 2021 and encodes 649 amino acids. Gene Ontology annotation, molecular function: zinc ion binding; DNA-binding transcription factor activity, RNA polymerase II-specific; DNA binding. Gene Ontology annotation, biological process: regulation of DNA-templated transcription; DNA-templated transcription. NCBI's taxonomy places the organism in Eukaryota, Fungi, Ascomycota, Eurotiomycetes, Eurotiales, Aspergillaceae. The transcript has 11 exons.
CUACCUUCGAUCAAUGUCCAAACAGCCCCUCAAAACGCCCAUUCAAUAUAAACACUUUGGAGUAUUGGACAAUGCAGCCAAAAGUCUCCAAAUCUUGCAACGAGUGCAAGUCUCGCAAGGUGCGGUGUGUGAAAGUCCCACACUCGCACAUUCCUCUCUGCCAGCAUUGCAAAAAUCGAGGUCUUCUCUGCCAUUUUGGGAUUAAAAAGAGACGAGCUAAGUGGCAGGAGCCUAGAAUCACUGGAAACACUGCAGCCACACGAUCCACAAUGCCAUCCUCAACAUAUGACAGUGUGGCAACCUUAACGGCGGGAGGCAACACGAUAGAACAUGGAGAUCAACAGCAAGCAAGUCCGUCUUCGGCGAAUAUGUUCAUAGAUCUUCUUCUAAACGAGCGAAGUACGCCGGGAGGAGGUCAAGGGAUCAGCUCACCACCGAAGGUUCAUAAUAAGCUGGUUGGAAGCUCUGGAAUAGCAAUGUUUUCCGAAUGGAGAUUGGCGUCCAUCUCCAGUAAACUAGGACACGAGAGAUUCAGUGAUGUCCUGGAAACGUUUUCAAAGGCUAUAAAUACCAGGAUGAGUCAGAAUACUCGUCCUGAGUCUACUCGAAUACGGCUCAAGUCCCCGGCAACUCCGGUCCUAAUCUCGCAUGAGUGUGCCAGAAGAUAUGUCACUGCCUUUUUCGAUCAUCUUCACCGGGUCUACCCAUUCCUGGACCGGGGAGAAUUUGAAGAAAAAGCAUUUAACAAUGAUUUAUUUCAAACUCUUCAAGACAAGCCCCCAUUUUCAGCCCUUUAUCACACAAUUCUCGCUUUGGGAUGCCAAUAUCAUGGAGGUGGUUCAUUCGAACCAGGUGUGGGAUCAGCAUGGCAGCUUUUUCAAGUCGCAUUAGGGUUGUUUCCAGAUAUGAUAAUUCCGAAAGAAACACUGCUUUGCGUGCAAGCUGUAACUGCAAUGGCUAUAUUUGCCCACAAUUCGUCAUGUGUGCAGCUGGGCAACAUGUUAACUGCUGAGGCAGCAAGAAUGGCACAAUCAAUCGGUCUCAACAGAGCUAUCUAUGGCCACGAAAAUAUAGAGAGUUGCCGUCGGACUUUUUGGACGAUAUAUAUCCUGGAAAAGACGCUCUGUUUUCGAUGUGACAGGGACUCUCAACUGACUUCGGAUUCAGAUUAUAGUAGAUGCUGCCAUAGCCACACCGGCUCCCAACCCCCCGAGGCCCAGAUUGGGGAAUUCAAUUGGUUUUAUGCAAUGUGUCGUUUCAGCCGGUUGAUUUCUCGGAUAUCCGUCGCUCUUUUCUCCAUCAACACCGCUCUGAGUUCCGCUGCUUCAAUUCAAGCAGACAUUGCUGCAUUCAGAGCUGAGCUAGAGGCUUGGAAGGCAUCUAUAGCUGAGGAAUGCCGACCUGAUAGUCCGUUCCAGGGAUUAGCUCCGUUCGGUCCUACCCCGUUGGCUGUUAAAUUACAGAUCCACUAUCACUAUUACAGCAUUGUCAUUGCAUUGGCUCGGUUGGAACUAAACCUUAGCUCUAGGGGGGUUUCCUCUUGUCCGGCAAUAGAAAACGAGCUAAAGCUCUUGAACUCCGCCUGGAAAAUCAUUGAGCUGACGAAGUAUAUUGACACCGACACGUACACGCCAAUCUGGGUCUUACUGUCCGUGCCUGUCUCGGCCUUGUUUCUGAUCUUUGACUUCAUUAUACACAAUCCAACCCACUCAGAAUCUAUACAUAACCUCCCUCUCCUUGGGGUCGCGGUCGGGUAUUUCUGUCGCUUAGAUUAUGUUUCCGGGGGCACACUGAAACUCUCCUUCUUAACCGAUAUAUUCCAGAUUGCUCAGACGUACGUUCGAAACUCGGGACUGCGGCAGGAGGCUGAAGGAAAUGAUGCCAUUCACCCUUCACAAUCUCAAGAUCUACCUGAUCGGUCGGUGCACACAUCUGAGGGCCUUUCUACACCAUUUAUCCCAGGAAAAUAUCGCUUCGAUGAGCCAGAUCUUUGGAGAGAAUCAGUCUUCCGAAAGCUAUGA